AUGUCUUAUUCUGCCCACAUCUAUCUAUCUAUCUAUCUAUCUAUCUAUCUAUCUAUCUAUCUCAGUCCGCUCCUAUCUAUCUAUCUAUCUAUCUAUCUAUCUAUCUAUCUAUCUAUCUAUCUAUCUAUCUAUCUAUUUGUCUUGUGGGGAAGACUCUGCAGCCUCUUUCUUUCAAGCUCACAAUUCGGUUUAAGCGAAUCGUCUCUUCUUCACAAAAGUUCUAUUCUCAGUGAGGUCGCCAUUUUUCUGAACAUGGCGCCCGACAAGUCUGUAUCCGGUCGGAUUUGUUGUGCUGGGAUAUUUUCGGUAAAGACGCGUCGGCGUUGGCAAAAGCUGCGAUACAACGAAGUUCGAACUAAAUCUAUGUUAAGAAACAGACUCUCCAAAGAUCUCAGCUUCUUUUAUCUAUCUAUCUAUCUAUCUAUCUAUCUAUCUAUCUAUCUUUUCAUAUCUAUCUAUCUAUCUAUCUAUCUAUCUAUCUAUCUGAGUUUCUUAAUUAUCUAUCUAUCUAAUAAUCCACUUGACUGCAGAUUGGUAUCUUUUUCGAUGAGCUAUUGGCGACUCUUCUAUUUCUCCAUUUCUUCGAAUUCUAUGUCCACAUACACAAUCUAUCUAUCUAUCUAUCUAUCUAUCUAUCUAUCUAUCUAUCUAUCUAUCUAUCUAUAA
Acanthosepion pharaonis is the source of this 666-nucleotide messenger RNA. NCBI's taxonomy places the organism in Eukaryota, Metazoa, Mollusca, Cephalopoda, Sepiida, Sepiidae. The record is from the annotation of a GenBank genome assembly.